Molecule: messenger RNA, 1890 nt
Organism: Funneliformis mosseae
Lineage: Eukaryota; Fungi; Glomeromycota; Glomeromycetes; Glomerales; Glomeraceae
Source: the annotation of a GenBank genome assembly
AUGAGUGAUAAUGUUUCCAUCGAAAUGCCACCUCCACAUAAUGGUGAACCUAUUAGUAUGAUGGAAAUAUCACCGAACGGAAGAUAUCUUGUUACUUACAGUGAAGUAGACAAAACAAUUGUCGUGUGGAACGUUGAAAAUAUUAAAGAUAUAAUAGAAGGCGAAGACUUGAAAGGAAAACAACUUAUAAAUUAUUACAAGCACGAAUUAGUUGAAACAUCUAGAAGUAUAUUCCAUAUAUGUGUCUCUGAUGAAAAGAUACUAGCGUAUAUUAAUAAUAAUUAUGAAAUUAAAAUCGUUGAUUUGAAUGAUAAACAACCUCAAGAAAUCAAAUUGUAUUUUGAAUUUGAUGCAAUGGAGAUACAAAUUUGUAACUUUAACAAGGAUGGAAGGCUGAUUCUAUUUUGUUCUGUUAGAACUAAUGCUAUUUAUGAUUUUAUCAAUAUUGUUUGUGUUUAUUCAAUCUCAACACUAACCAAAAAAACCAAGUGUCAAAAUAUCUACAAGUUACCUAAAGAUGCGGAAACCAAAACAAAGGAUAUCAGAAUUUCUAAUAAUGAAAAUUACACUUGUAUGAAAAUAAAUGAUGAAAAAAUUUUCAUUCAUUCAAAUAAACAUGAAUUUUCUACGAUGUCUUUGGAUUUGAAAAACGAGGAAAAACUAAAGCAUUAUAUGAAACAUCAUCAAAAUUUGUUAUUUCCUUUAUUUGAUCAUCUGUUGAUUUGGAAACUUAAUAAUAAAUGCUAUGCUAUUGAUUCUCAAUCAAAAAAUUAUAGAUUCCUGAAUGUAGAUGAUAAUGAAUUAAACUUGGAUUCAUUAGUGGUAUUAGAAGUUAAAAAUGAUGAUAAAGACCAUUUAGAAUUUUCUUACUUUUCUAAUCAACAAGAUAUUUUAGGAGAAUAUCAAUUAGAUAUAGGUUCUAUUUUAUGGAAAAUCGAAAAAUAUGAAUUAGGAAUGCAAACAUUCAUAAUUGAAGAAAAUUUUAAUAAACUGAUGGAAGAAGAUGCGAAAAAGUUUAUUGAAAUGUUAUUUGAGAUCAAAAUAAAUGCGAAUUAUCUUGAAAGCCGGAUAGAAAAAUAUAAAAAUCCGAUCAAAGAAUUUAUUAAAAUGAAAAGUAUGACUAAAUUGGAUAUUAAAUUUAGUCAAGCGUUAGAAAAGAAUUUUAUUGAACGACUAUCUAUAAUUGAUGAAGAGGAAGAUCAUGAUAAAUGGAAAAAUAAAAUCGGAGAAUUAAUGAAAGAAUUUAAUAAACGGAUAAAUAAGAUAAUGGAAUUAAAGAAAGAUCUUAAUUCAUUUAAAAUUGAAAUAACAGAAACUUCUUUAAAAUUUAAUAAAGAUUUGAUUCGUUUGUUUGUUGCAGAUAAAUAUUUAUGGGAAUUAAAUUACGAUGAAGAUGAAGAUCAAAUUAUAUUUGAUUACAAAAUAUUAAAGAAUAAAGAAAUUGGUCUAUUAACGAACAUUGGCAUUUUUAAUUUCCAUUUAAAUAAUGAAGAGAAUUUAAUUUCUUUGGAUUUUUUGAAAAUUACCAGUAUAAACCCAAAAGAUGAUGAUAAGGGUGGGCAUUAUAAAUUGUAUAGUGGAUGUGUUUCAUAUUUUCUGGGGGAUAAUGAAGAAUUCUCAAAAUAUGGUUCUGCAUUCUUAAUAUAUGCGAUUAAGUAUAAAGAUUCAAACCUAAUAGAUGAUAUUUAUAAUAGGUGUUUAAAACAAGAUUUAGAUAUUAAUAUCAAUAUAUUAAAUGUUAUUAAUGCAUCAAUGCCAUUAUUGAAUAAAUAUUAUCCUGAAUAUAUAGCAAGAUAUUCAUUAGAUACAAACAUGAUGAUAGAUUCUGUUGAAUAUAAGAUCGAACAUCUUGAUACUUCACAUCUUUAUCCCUUUUCCAAUAUGGAAAUA